GUUUGCACGUACUAUCUACGUGGCGCGUGCAAGUACGGCGAUAGAUGUCGCAACGAGCAUCCAGCGGACAGAGCACAACAGGGUGGUUUUGGGAGUACUUAUUCGGGAUGUAUGACGCAGGAAGAUCGACAUACGGUCCAAUCUGUUAACACCAUGCUUUGUAGCAUUGAAUCAAUGGCAAGAGACGUCACCGCUCUUCAAGAUAAGCCUUUAUGGCCACUAUCAUCCUAUGGCGCUGCGAAAUAUGAACCAGUGGUUAUCGCUGGACUGGAUGAGUCGCUUGAGGAACUUCGCGUGAAGGCAGUGACUGCGCUGAAGGCAGGGACUAUCAACGAAUAUAUGAAAUAUGAGUCAGACAAGAUAGCUGCCUCAGACCAGGCGUACAACAGCGCCAGGAGCAACGUUCCACAGUUGUAUGACGCUGCUUUCAAAUUGAGCAAGGAAGUAGCUUCACCUGGGCCGAGUGCACUCGGUCCUGUUUCUGCUUUCAGCGGGCGUUCAGCGUUUGGUAGCGGGCCAGCAUUUGGUUCUGGCCCUCAACCAUCGGUGUCUGGCGCAACUUCCAGUGCCUUUGGAAAAUCUGCAUUUGGUCAGCCUGCGUUUGGUCAGACAGGGUUUGGCACGUCCGCAGCGACAUCUGCAUUUGGACAACCUGCACAAACGACGUCUGCGUUUGGACAACCAGCACAGACUACGUCAACGUUUGGGCAGCCACAACAACCAACAUCUGCGUUCGCGCAACCACAACAGUCAGCGUCUGCAUUUGGGCAGCCGCAACAGCCAAGUUCUGCGUUCGAGCAGCCUGUUCAGACGACAUCAGCAUUUGGGCAGCAGCCAAGUUCUGCUUUUGGGCAGCCCUCUGCAUUCGGUUUAACCGCUCAGCCAAUCUCGGCUUUCGGACAAUCAUCAUUAAUUAAACCUGGGUCAGGUGCAUUUGGCUCUUCGGCACCUUCCACAGGCGCAUUUGGGGCUCCAUCGUCGGCAUUUGGGAGCACCGGUGCUAGCACUGGGACCAGUGGCGGGUUUUCUGCCUUUGCACCUCAGUCAUCUGGGUUUGCGUCAGCACCAACGCAAGCAUUGGCGUUUGGACAGCCGUCAUUUGGAACCCCCGCCCCUGCCCCAACGCAAGGUGCAUUUGCUGCACCAGCACAGGUACAAAGUGCCUUUAAUUCCGCGACACCCUCACAAAGUGCCUUUGGCUCUACACCAUCUGCACCAAGCCCAAUCGGCGGGUCCUCCACAACAUCCCAGUCCGUCUUCGGAGCAGCGCCAACGACGUCUGCGUUCGGUAGCACAGGCGCCGGAGUUCCAUCCUUUGGCGUUCCUGCUCCUGUGGUUGCUACUGCUUUCGCAACUCCAAUGGCAACAACCCCAACCGAUGCUUCGAAGCCAUCUGCAUCAGCACCUGUGUUUUCACGAUCUAAAGUUCAGACCAAACCUGACAGAUAUGCUGCACUUUUGCCGCGAAACUACAUGGACAUAUUACCAGUAGAUGUAAAGGCCGCCUUCGCGGCAGAUAAAUUUGAAUGGGGGAAUAUACCAGAAUGGAUACCGCCGAAGGAGGUGCGGUAG
Molecule: messenger RNA, 1572 nt
Organism: Suillus subaureus
Lineage: Eukaryota; Fungi; Basidiomycota; Agaricomycetes; Boletales; Suillaceae
Exons: 3
Molecular function (GO): metal ion binding
Source: RefSeq, a predicted model, not a curated record